GGCCAAACAGAAUAUUGCUCUUCACAGUUGCCUGUUGGAUCCAGGCCUCCUGGGAUAGCAUAGAACAGUACAUCACACGGUACAUAGAAGGUCUACCUGUGUGCAUUACCUGAGUCACCAAUCCAAACCCAUCAACGAGAUUGUCUAUGAACACCUACAGAGGAUGGAAGUCUGAUCAUCUCAGCAGUGAUGGCUGCCAGCAGGGAGCUCUUUCCAGACCCCACCCGGCCUGUCACCCCUACCAACUUGCCCUGAGGAUCACAGUC
Molecule: messenger RNA, 266 nt
Organism: Geodia barretti
Lineage: Eukaryota; Metazoa; Porifera; Demospongiae; Tetractinellida; Geodiidae
Source: the annotation of a GenBank genome assembly